AGAUUUUGAAAGGGAAAUCCAUAUCAGUAUAUCGGAUUAACAAAGCAUUUCAGUGGGAACCUUCAAAUUUACAAUGUUGGGCACGGCGUCGUGAGUAAUAAAGUAAUGUCCAGCAAAAGCGAAAGGACACCAUUCUCCAUUAACUAAUCGAAUGAUCGGUGAGUGCUGGCUGAAGGAAAAUGGCACACGUUGGGGCAGUAGUUGCAGCGAUGGCAGGUGUAAUGGCCAUUCUGCUUCAUUCUUCUAUUCACAAGAUUGAGGAAGGACACUUAGCUGUGUAUUACAGAGGAGGAGCUUUGUUGACAGGUCCUAAUGGCCCGGGUUACCAUAUAAUGCUGCCUUUUAUCACCUCAUAUAGAUCAGUGCAGACAACCCUGCAAACAGAUGAAAUAAAAAAUGUGCCUUGUGGAACCAGUGGGGGUGUCAUGAUCUAUUUUGACAGAAUUGAAGUGGUCAACAUGUUGGUUCCAUCAGCAGUGGUGGACAUAGUGAAGAACUACACUGCAGAUUAUGACAAGACUCUAAUCUUUAACAAAAUUCACCAUGAGUUAAACCAGUUCUGCAGUGUGCACACACUACAGGAAGUCUACAUUGAACUGUUCGAUAUAAUUGAUGAGAACUUAAAGACUGCGCUGCAGAAGGACUUGAAUGUUAUGGCUCCUGGUCUCACAAUUCAGGCUGUGCGAGUCACCAAACCUAAAAUUCCUGAGGCAAUCAGAAGAAACUAUGAGCUAAUGGAAGCAGAGAAGACCAGGCUGCUCAUCACUGCUCAGACACAGAAAGUGGUGGAGAAAGAGGCUGAAACUGAGAGAAAGAAGGCUAUCAUUGAGGCUCAGAAAGUGGCUCAGGUGGCGGAGAUUCAUUUCCAGCAAAAAGUGAUGGAGAAGGAAACUGAGAAAAAGAUCUCAGAAAUUGAAGAUGCUGCUUUCCUGGCAAGAGAGAAGGCAAGAGCAGAUGCAGAAUACUACACAGCUGCGAAAUUUGCAGAAGCCAACAGGCUGAAGCUGACACCAGAGUAUCUGGAUCUGAUGAAAUACCAGGCCAUUGCUGCAAACAGCAAGAUCUACUUUGGUCAAGACAUCCCAAACAUGUUUGUAGACAACAGUGCCUCCCAUCCGACCGCGGGCCGGGGUGAGGUAGACUCGGCGGAGCAGCUGGAGGCCUUGAGUAUGAAAGAGAGUCUUAAGAAAGCGUCCAAGCCCAAAACCACAGAACGCCCCUGAGGGGCCUGAGAGCUGUCCACCCCCUCUUCCUCUGCUGUUUCUCUCUCUCUCUCUCUUUCUUUGUGGGGAUUGGGUGCUUGUGAGGCAUGCUGACAUGGAUACUUUUCUCUCAGCUUCUGCAGUGGGUUUGGGUGCUUGGCUAACUAUGGGGUGAGUCAGUCAGCUGAGGAGACUGACAUACUAAGCCUGUGGUUUUCCAGCAGUCAUUUGUGGAUUAAAAAUGUCCAGGAACUGUGCUACUGAGUAUUGCCAGGUUAAAUUGGUGCGAUCCAAAUCCGAAUCCCCUCCCUGGCUAACAUCAGCAUGCUUUUUCCCCUUUUUUACUUUUUAAUUUUUGCUUCUCUUUUACAAAUCGAUGCUAAUCAUUUGUUAGAUGCAGAUGCAUCUAUGUGAAGUAUGUGAACACUUCAAGGUUUACCUUUAUGUGUUGUCCUUUACAUAACUGGAAUAAUAAGGCAUCACACAAAUUGAGAUCAAAGGCAGUGGCCUAUGUAGCUACAAUCUGUUAAACUCAUUUUGGAGCCAAAAUUUGUCAUCUAGUUUUCCUUCAUAUGUUGUUAAAGGGAUACUUCAAAGUUUAAAUUCUUAAAUUAUUUAUUCGACCUCAUGUCAUUCCAAAUCUGUAUGGGUUAUCUUUCUUCUGUGGAAAAUACAUCUUUUGUGUUCUACCAAAGAAAUAAAGUCAUGCGGGUUUGGAACGUCAUGAGGGUAACGGAGUAACUGAUGGCAGAAUUUUCAUUUUUUAGGUAAACCAUCAUUGUAGUCAUCAUUUCCAUCGUCACUAACUUCAUCAUCACUAAAAUCUUAAUUUAGCCCAGCCACAACUGCAGAGAUCAGUCUCUUUUACAUUGGUAUGUAAGAAUCCAUUUGUUUUAAAAUAAUCUCUGCUUGUUUCUCAUUGAUCCUAAUGAUUGAGAAUCUUUCAACGACAUUGACACCUGAAUCAUUGGUGUGAAUUUAAUUUAAUGUAAUGUCAGAAAUAGUGGGUUUGGUGUAGUCUUGUGUAGUGUGUUAGUUUGUUGGUGUUUUUGAUAUGUUGGUUCUUAGAAGGUGUUACACUAAACUUGGGUAUGUGGAUUUAGGGAAGUUUCGAAAGACGUUAAAGUUUUUAUCUGGGGCUCUAGGCUUUGAAAAGCUAUGAGAUGGACAGCUAAUGGAUUCUAUAAGGUUGAGUCUUUUCCUCUAUAACUGAAAAUGCCUUUAUGACAUUAGUUAAGCUUGCUUGUUUUGUCAUUACUGGAAGGAGUUAGUUUCAAAGGGAAUUCAGUUACAAUUAGGGCUGCUGUAUUAUUAGGCAGUAUUGUUUUUUAGCAUUGAUGGGUGAAUGCAUUAAUGAUCAGAUGUUCUAACAACUUAUUAUUGCAUGCUGAGAGCCAGAUGAUGAUUUCCUGAAGCCUCAAAAACUUCAGCAGUGUCGCCAGUAGGGGAAGCCAGUGAUCUUUAAGAAUAUAAAGAUUGGCAACAAAGACCUACAUGACUCAAAGACUUUGUAAAAAGUGUCCAAGUCUGCCUAAGUUGCUUUCAUAUGCCAAUAAUAACAAUUAAUUGACAUUUAAUCAAAUCAUCCAAAUAAGGCUUUGAAUAGUGUCUUCUAGUACCAUCUCUCAGGAAAAGAGACCCGAGUGUUAACUUGAAUGACCUGGAGUUUUUUUCAUACCCUAUAUUAAACAGAUAUCAAAUGUAAGGUCAUGUCUGUGUAAAUCUGUCACAGCACAUACUUUUACAUCUACAUAUUUUCCAUUAAAAGGGACAAGCAUUCAAUAGUUAGUUCCCACUACAACCAGCAGCUUCUUCCAUCCUAAAAUUGACAAUUAUUGUUUUCCUUUAUGGUGUAUGUUUAAGUGUCUCAAAUAUCUUUCUGUUCAUAAGAUCCCUGUGAUUCUAAUGGCUGAUUAAAUUGACUCUCGAAUAAACACACUCUGUGAAUGUCACUUUUUUUAAUGUCAGCAUAAUUUAAGAUCCUAAUUUUAAAACCUUUAUAUGCAAAAUUUAUAAAAUUUUGACAAUGUUCAAUUCUGUUAAAUAAAACUUAUUUUGAUACCGUAAAAA
Molecule: messenger RNA, 3272 nt
Organism: Carassius carassius (crucian carp)
Lineage: Eukaryota; Metazoa; Chordata; Actinopteri; Cypriniformes; Cyprinidae
Product: erlin-1-like
Exons: 12
Coding region: 180-1223 (347 amino acids)
Biological process (GO): SREBP signaling pathway
Cellular component (GO): endoplasmic reticulum membrane; endoplasmic reticulum
Molecular function (GO): cholesterol binding; ubiquitin protein ligase binding
Source: RefSeq, a predicted model, not a curated record